Messenger RNA from Exophiala viscosa, 1191 nucleotides. RefSeq lists its product as uncharacterized. Lineage: Eukaryota; Fungi; Ascomycota; Eurotiomycetes; Chaetothyriales; Herpotrichiellaceae. The transcript has 2 exons. Bases 313 to 1065 code for a protein of 250 amino acids. The record is from RefSeq and is a predicted model, not a curated record.
GCCCGACUUCGCUUCCACCUCAAAAUAAAGAUUUGACCACGCGCCGCGCUUUGCUUUGCUUUGCGCUUUUAUCUUCAAAGCAUUGUCAUUUGGCGCCUGGCGUAUGUUAAUUCUGGCUUCGUGUUCAUGCCAGCAUAUCGUGCUUGCCCGCUAUAAUCUGGCUGUCACUGCCUCUUUGUGCUGCGGCACACACGGUGCUUAACGACUGUCAUUCCGUCUCCUUCUCCGCACCUCCGUAUCGAGAACGACGACAGCACAAUCGCAGGCCUCAGACGACCGCGGCCUCCUGUGUCGACACGCUGGGCUUCCAGCAUGGCCUCUGAUGCGAAACGUCCAAAUGCAGGAGCAAGAGUACCUGUUGCCCUGCCCAAAGGCGAGCCAAGCCAGCCAGCUGCAUCGUCCGUUCCUCUAGACAUCAGUCUGCAGCAGGCCAUUGGAAGCCGGAUUCGCGUUACCACUACCGCACCGAACCAGUCAACCGUCGAGGGCACCGUCUACACAGCCGAUGCUCUAACCAGUCUUCUCGUCUUGAACACAAGCACAUCCCCUCCGGCUGGUAUCAGCUCCACGUCUCUGGUGGCUCCAGCAGGUGCGUACCGCAUCAUCGCCAUCUCCCAGAUCAGCAAUUUUCAACUUCUUUCGCUUCAGCAAACAGCUAGUGAAAGCACAUUCGCACCCGCCUUGAACACCAUCGACACAAAUGCUGUCCAAACCAGACUUGCAAGAAACAUUUCCUCUCAACAAGCCGCGCAAGCACGCCUGGGUCCCAAGGGUACAACUCCCACGGAUCAGGCGCUAUUUGAUGCUCUGUCCCGAACCCAUCCAGCCCGAUGGCACGGCAAUGUGAUGGUCAUCUCAGACACCUACCAAAUCGAGAAGCCAUACGGCGCUGUCAAUGUGCGACUUGUUGAAGGGGGACAUGGGGAUCUUGACCGCAUGAAAAGAGUGGUGGAUCUGGAGCGUUCGAAGGUUGCUCUCAAAUUGUCGAAGAACAUGAUCGAUGGGAAAAUGGGGUCCGAAAACACAAAUAAGGGCAGCCCAGCAGGUAUCAAGAAAGGUGGUUGAUUCUGCUUGGGGACUCGGCAUGAGACCGAGUAUAGAAAUUUGGGAACCUAUGGCUGGCGAGAGGAUAUCAGGUCGUCAAGCGCCUCGCACUCAGAAUACUGCUGACUGGAUUGGAGCCUGGGUCUA